CGAACAGCCGCAGUAACGAGCUUCGCGCUAAUAUCGCCGGUCGACCUGUACAAUAGUCUCUCCGGUUGCGUUUACCAAUUAACAUUAUUGUUGUUAUAUUUUUUUUUUUUAUCAAAUUUUUUAUCUCACACCGUUUUUAAACAAAAAAACACAUCGCAAAAUAUACGCGUGUACGAAAAUGAUGACACUACGUUACGAGUAACGCGUUCGAUUCGUGUCCGGCGUCGUUCGCGUACCUAUAUAGUACCAAUGGAAUAAUCGUAGUACAUAUUGAUAAAUAAAAACAAAAUGACGUUUCUCUCGGCUGCAUUUAUACUGCCCAACACAAACUUAUAUUGAUCUAUUAUAUCUAGUCCGGCACGAGCUGAGAAUAAAAUACACGCAUGACGCAUCUCACAGUGUCUUCGUCCAACACGUCAUCUUGAACAGCCCGUCAUUUUCAACUUAACAAAAUGGUGAAACGUAUCAGUAAACAUCAUUACGUGGCCACACCUGGCAGUAGUAAACACCACCAUAGAUCUACGGAAACGCUACCAUAUGUGCACAGAGGAUAUUCCACCGAUGGUGAAGACAGCCAAAGAACUUUGUCCGAGUACACGAUCGCCACGGACAGACCAUCGUCUCGUGGUCAACGGACGCCACCCAGGUCGAAGCGGUCCCGGAGCCUGGAGAGGCCGUCUAGCAGCUCCCGAGCUAGGUCGGCGGCCAGCCACCAUGAUUCGGACGUUUACGUGACUAGUGCCGCAUACAGGCCGCCGUCCGAAAUGAGUCGAGGAUCUCAUUACACCAGCAGGAGCAACCGGAGCAGGGGGCCGGCUCCCAGCCACUACUCGUACCGGAGCAACGGUCUUGCCCCCUCCGAAGUGUCGACGGUCAAGUCCAAAAUCACGCGUAAACCAGGCGUCACCAUUGAGACCAUGUCGGCGCCAAAUCCGUUUUGCCCGAACACCAAGGGUAUGUGCUGCCUCAUGCUGCUGCUCAACCUGGGACUCAUAUUGGUCACGUUGGGUUUCGUCAUCGUCAUACAAUUUUUUGAACCUCUGUUCGUGUGGGUAUUGGGUAUAAUAUUCCUCAUUUUUGGCUUCUUGACACUCAUGGGCAGUCUGAUCUACUGUGUGACGGUGUGCAGAGACGCCAAGACGCCUAAAGAGGUGGCCAUGCAAAAUCACUACUGGACGCAUCAUUGGCAAAAGAGCUUCGGUGCCACACCAGAAAUACAUUACAAGACCGAGAAGUAUCCGCCACAGGCCGUGCACCACUCGGACCACGACGAGUACAGCGAUCGAUUUUCAAUUGGCAAACAGUCGGACAGGCACAUGCACGGGCACCGAUACUAAUCGCAUUAUCAAUCAUAAUUAAUGUACAUAAAUGUUGUAAUGUUUUUUUUGUAAACUGUAAAUAUUUUUAUGCGGUUAAUUUUGGUCAACCUAAUUUAACAGUAGUGGUCAUUUUAAUCUGACACCCAUGUUUAUAACAUCAAAAUAAUGUAUAAUAUAAAUGAUUAUUACUAAUCAUACAAACAUAAUAAUAAUUUAUUUCAAUUGUUGUAAUAAAGAAACUGUUUAUUACCUCAGUUU
Metopolophium dirhodum (rose-grain aphid) is the source of this 1577-nucleotide messenger RNA. RefSeq lists its product as uncharacterized. The record is from RefSeq and is a predicted model, not a curated record. Lineage: Eukaryota; Metazoa; Arthropoda; Insecta; Hemiptera; Aphididae. The transcript is spliced from 6 exons. The coding region runs from base 453 to 1337 and encodes 294 amino acids.